Penicillium cataractarum is the source of this 525-nucleotide messenger RNA. RefSeq lists its product as uncharacterized. The record is from RefSeq and is a predicted model, not a curated record. The coding region runs from base 1 to 525 and encodes 174 amino acids. The transcript has a single exon. Lineage: Eukaryota; Fungi; Ascomycota; Eurotiomycetes; Eurotiales; Aspergillaceae.
AUGCGAGUAUUGGGACCAACCGAGAUCACUGGCCUGCUGCGUCGUGCGCUAUGCACGCUACCAUCUGAAAAGUUCGUAUGCCUGGAUGAGAUACAGACUCUCAUAUCAAACCUUGAAGGCGAGGAGCUUUUGGAAGCAGUCAGGGACUCUCUAGAGCUCUUUUUUGACGAGCACUUGGAUGGCCGGAGCCUUCAUUUCGAGAUUGUCCUGUGGAAGAUCAACCAAGCUUUGAGCCUCCAGGGAAUCGAUCACAAAACGCGUAAAGAGAUGCUCGGCAUUCGAUUCCAAGUGUAUUCUGCACUUGCAAAUCUGCAGGAGGAUGGUUAUCUAGGCUUACGAUCAUUCUUGAGCGAUGCCCUCAUUACCUGGGACACGGAGUUUGCCAUGGAGGUCUUGGGGAAACACAUUGCAAAGUUACCUAUCGAUGCGCAGCGAAGUAUCGAAGACUACGUGCGUAUGCUGUUCGAUAAACAGCAGGAGCUGGCAGGGAUAACCGAGGAGAUUCUUGCCUUGGAUGAUGAUUAG